This is a messenger RNA of Phlebotomus argentipes, 2188 nucleotides long. It is a transcript of the gene Ns2, whose product is annotated as nucleolar GTP-binding protein 2. Gene Ontology annotation, molecular function: GTP binding. Lineage: Eukaryota; Metazoa; Arthropoda; Insecta; Diptera; Psychodidae. The transcript has a single exon. Bases 89 to 1954 code for a protein of 621 amino acids. Gene Ontology annotation, cellular component: nucleolus. The record is from RefSeq and is a predicted model, not a curated record.
GGUGUUGGAAGUUUGCGCACAUGGUUUCUCGAGGUGCAGAAUUCCUGUUGUGAAGUGUUUUGAUCUGCGAAAACCGAGGAAAUUCGCCAUGCCCAAAGUGAGAUCUGCAUCGGGGCGGCCCCGGAAGGAGGGCUUCAACCGCUCCAAUCACAGUCUGAACGCUGAGCGCCCCAAGGAGGGGCUGAAGGGCGUCGGACAGCCCCGAACGAGGGCCACAAUCAAUCGUCUGCAGAUGUACAGGAACUUCCGGGCGAAGCGCGACAGGCGCGGGAAGAUCCUCACUCCGGCGCCCUUCCAGGGGCGCCUGGCGUCCGGCACGGUGGCGCGCGUGGAGCCCAGCGUGAAGUGGUUCGGCAACUCGAGGGUGAUUUCGCAGAAUGCGCUGCAGAAGUUCCAGGAGGAGAUGGGAAAUGCCGUGAAGGAUCCGUACAAAGUCAUCCUCAAGCCCACGGAGCUGCCCAUCACGCUGCUGAACGAGUCGGCCAAGUACCAGAAGGUGCACCUGCUGGACACGGAGAGCUUCGAGACGACGUUCGGGCGGAAGAAGCAGCGCAAGCGGCCGAAUCUCGGCGUCCGGGACUUGGCCGACAUGUCCAGGAGUGCCGAGGAGCUGGGCGAGAAGUACAGCGAGGCACAGGACCACGAUCUCGUGCGCGAGGACGACGGCGUGAAGGACGCCGUGCGCGAUUGGGUGUUCGGCGCUGGCCAGAGCAAGCGCAUCUGGAAUGAGCUGCACAAGGUGGUGGACUCGUCGGAUGUGCUGCUGCAGGUGCUGGACGCGCGCGAUCCGCUGGGCACGCGCUCGCGCUUCAUCGAGGAGUUCCUGCGCAAGGAGAAGCCGCACAAGCACCUCUUCCUGGUGCUGAACAAGGUGGAUUUGGUGCCCACGUGGGUGACGCAGCGCUGGGUCAGCGUGCUGUCCAGAGAGUAUCCCACGAUCGCCUUCCACGCCUCCCUCACGCACCCCUUCGGCAAGGGGGCGCUGAUCAACCUGCUGCGCCAGCUGGGGAAGCUGCACAUCGACAAGCGGCAGAUCUCGGUGGGCUUCAUUGGCUACCCGAAUGUGGGAAAGUCUUCUGUGAUCAACACGCUGCGCAGCAAGAAGGUGUGCAACGUGGCGCCGAUCGCCGGCGAGACGAAAGUGUGGCAGUACAUCACGCUGAUGAAGAGGAUCUUCCUCAUUGACUGCCCGGGCGUCGUGUAUCCCUCGGCCGAGACAGACGCCGAGAAGGUGCUGAAGGGCGUUGUGCGCGUGGAGCUGGUGACGAAUCCCGAGGACUACGUGACGGAGGUGCUGAAGCGCGUGCGCAAGGAGUACAUCGUGCGGACGUACAGAGUCACUGGCUGGGAGGACACGCACAACUUCCUGGAGCAAGUGGCCAAGAAGACGGGGAAGCUGCUGAAGGGCGGCGAACCAGACACGGCCGUCGUGGCCAGAAUGGUGCUGAACGAUUGGCAGCGCGGCAAGUUGCCGUUCUACAUCGUGCCCGAGGGCUACGAGACGCCCAAGAGUCGAGAAUCGCAGGACGCCGAGCUGGCGGAGCCCGUGAAGAAGGGCAGAGAGCUGAAGCAGGCGCAGGACUUCAGGAAGAUCCGCGUUAAUUUAGAAUUCGAGGCGGACGAGGUGAAGGAGUUGGACGCCAUGGAUGUGGAGCUGCUGGAGAAGCAGCGCCAGGAGCGCAAGAAGCGAAAAGCCACCGCCCAGGAGGAUGACGAGUCAUCUUCCGGUCUGUCGGACGUGUACAGUGAGGAUGAAUUCAACGAGGCGUCGGGAAAAGUGGUACGCAAGCGCGGCAAGAGGAUCGUCACGCCAUCCGGCAACUUCACCGUGGAGGACGUGCAGCCGAAGAUGACGGCCAAGGCCAGGCGGGCGCUGCAGCGAUCGCAGAAGCGCAAGAAGGUGGGCAGCAACUUCUACGAAGUGGCGAACGUGAAGAAUCGCAGCUACAGAUAAAAAGACGAGCAUGUUUUCUCUGGAUAAAAAUCAUGUUUCUUUCUUUUUAAUUACUUUCCUGGCUCCGCGACACAUUCGCCCAGAAAUGCCUUCAUUAUUGUGUGUUGUGCUUUUGUGCAAGAAAAAUCGAUUUCGCGCGUUGCAGUCAAAGUUCUUGGGCAAAUUUGUCACUCAAUUCUGUCCUUUCUCGGCCUAUUUAAAAUUACAAAAUAAAAUAUGAUUCAUCAUUGUAUA